Messenger RNA from Pomacea canaliculata, 585 nucleotides. RefSeq lists its product as uncharacterized. NCBI's taxonomy places the organism in Eukaryota, Metazoa, Mollusca, Gastropoda, Architaenioglossa, Ampullariidae. The transcript has 4 exons. The record is from RefSeq and is a predicted model, not a curated record. The coding region runs from base 186 to 536 and encodes 116 amino acids.
AUCGGCAGGUAACUCAGGAUGGGCCGGAACGGUGCGCGUGUUAUGAUCAUCACGUGAUACAUCGUGACUGAAACAGAUCGCUGUUUUCACACACCCAGCACUAUAUAAUCCCGGCUUCUAGUCGGAGACAUCAGUUGACCAUUCUCUGCACACCGUCAGGCCAACAACUCUCGCCAAGCUUCAUCAUGAAGGUUGUUCUGUGUCUCCUGGUUCUCGUGGCUGCUGCCUAUGCUGCUCCAAAGGAAUUAACCGAUGUCCAGAAGCGUGUCUUUUUGGAUGGCCUUUUGGACAACCUGGGCCUUGGCCAUCUCUUUAACCUCGACACCCUGAAGUCAACCUUCUGCGGAAUCGUGGCUCUGGGUGGAAGUUCCGAUACCGAGACCCAGUGCGAGUCUCUGUGCCACCAGGUGCUGUCAGGUGAAACAGUAGCUCAGAACCUUCUACACAGCGGAUGUCCUCUGAUCUGUAAUUCGUUCCAGUCUCUAAUCCAUCUCAUCCCGUGCGACAAAAUACUCGGCGUCACACCCUCCGCCUGAACAUGUCACUACAGGCAAUGUAAAUAAAGACUGGUUACUAUAAAAUCUU